Messenger RNA from Cataglyphis hispanica, 1399 nucleotides. RefSeq names its product DNA-directed RNA polymerase II subunit GRINL1A (gene Polr2M). The transcript has 4 exons. Gene Ontology annotation, biological process: transcription elongation by RNA polymerase II. Gene Ontology annotation, molecular function: transcription elongation factor activity. The coding region runs from base 309 to 1310 and encodes 333 amino acids. NCBI's taxonomy places the organism in Eukaryota, Metazoa, Arthropoda, Insecta, Hymenoptera, Formicidae. Gene Ontology annotation, cellular component: nucleus. The record is from RefSeq and is a predicted model, not a curated record.
CACAUGUUCAUUUGAAAGAUUUUAAAAGCCAAUUGUUUUGAAUAGUUUCUUUGCAAUAUAUUGUUUAUAUCGCUCGAAACAUAUAUUUUUCUAUGGUUAUUUUUAUGCUAAUGAAUAUAUAUCAAUAUAUAUCAAAAGUAUUUUCAAGCAAUUGCGAUGCAUCGAUUUUUAAUGAUGUUUGAAACCAAUAUUUAAUCACGUUAUGCAAAUGAUAUGUUUUUUAUGUAAUUUCUUACUGUAUUGAUUUUAUUCAACACAGUGAACUGUUUUUUUUUCUAGAAAUUUGUUAAAUAUAUAAAAAAUGCAAAAUGUCAAAAAAUAUAAUUAAGAAAAUACCUGGUGAUAUACCACCUCAUUCGAAAAAGGAAAGCCAAGGAUAUAUCGAGGAUUUAGAGAAAAAACAAAAAUUUGAGUUGGAGGAACUUUUGGAAAGGCAGAAUAAAAUUCUUGCAAACAAAAAAUUUAUUUCAAAGCUUCCAGAUAAAGGAGAGAAGAUUGUAAGAUUCCGUGAUAAGUUGUUGAAAGAACUUGAGCAUAGAAAUGAAGUAGAAACAGCAGCUAAUUUGCUAUCGCGACUUAAUAUAGCAUCCGUAGGCAAAGUAGCUAUGACUAAAUUAGAAUGGACAGGAAAAUAUGAUGAGAAUAAUGAAAAUACAACCAAGAUUGUUGAACUAGACAGUGAUGAUGAAGAAGAUCCAUUAAAAAUAUUAGCUCAGCCUACAGGAAGUGGUAUUCACAAGAAAAAGAUUAUACAUGUAACACAUGAAGAAAGCCUGAUCAAGCCAGAAGAUAUAGCAGAAGUUGAAUCCUUUAAAACAGACAAUUGUUCAGAUGUGGAACAUGUAAAAUAUAUCAUCGAUAAAGUAGAAAAGGCACAAGAAACAAACAAAAAGAAAGAACCAUUUAAGCCAUAUAAAACAACUAAAAACAAUGUGCAUGAUCCAAUGAAAGAAAAACAAAGAAAGCUGCCUAAAAACUGGGAAGUCACAGCAGCUACACCACCUCUUAUAAUUCAUGGACCAACAAAAGUCUUAAGCAUUGAUGAAUCUUUAAAAUUACAGAAGGAACAAACUAAAAAAUUACAGGAAAUUCAAGCAAAACAUGCAAUAGAACGUUUAACUAAUCAAAUAGGAAUGCACAGUAUCGGUCCUAUACCACAAAAUGUUGAGAAUUAUCACUUCCGACAUACAAAUAAUUUAAUUUCUUCAUCUUCUUCUUCCGAGGAUGAAGAAGAACAUGAAGUGCUAGAUGAAGAAGAUAAUGAUAGAGGUAGAACAGUUGUAUUUACCAUGGAUUCCAUAGAGAGUUAAUAUUAUACAUAUUUUAGAUGUGAUGACAUGAAUAAUUAUUAAUUUUAAGAAUAUUUAUUUUCCUUAAUAAAAUUUUUUUAAUGAUGGAA